Messenger RNA from Blepharisma stoltei, 1650 nucleotides. The record is from the annotation of a GenBank genome assembly. NCBI's taxonomy places the organism in Eukaryota, Ciliophora, Heterotrichea, Heterotrichida, Blepharismidae.
AUGAAGCUUUCUCCUGACUCUAAGUCAAAAUCAAGCUCAAAACCCAUCAUCUCUUCUCGCCUUCCUAAAGCUUUUUCACAGCCACAAAAGCUCAAGAAAAAAGAAGAGCCACUUCUCCCGUCUGAUGAUUUUCAAAGUGUUUUGUCUCCGUUAAAGCAUGAGCCAGGCCAAUUUAUCAAACUCUCAAAAGCUCUUAAACAAAUAGAAAAAAUCCCAGACAAGCCAGCUUCACAAGACCUUUUAGGACAAUUUUCUAAUCAAAAUGCUUCACAUUUGCCUCACAUUCAGUUGGAAGAUAUGAUUACCUUAUCAAAAUUAUGCUUUUACCUAUAAAUUUACCCCAAAAUAAUAUAAAAUAUUUUAAAAUAAUUAUUUAUAAGGAAAAGAUAUAAACUCUUCAUCGCUCAAAGGAACAGCAAGAAAGGUCCUGCAUGCUCCAACGCUAAAAUUAUAUACAAUAACACAAAUCCCUAUCAAUUCAAGAGAAGAAGGGGCUGAACUGAAAGACUGGGUUGGAAAAUGGCAGAGAGCACAGCAAAGACAUAGAAGACUUGUAAAAAUCAUGGCCACCUUUUGGAAUUCCCCUGAAGGCUGCUUAAGUGUGGUUGAGGAAUUCAUAGAAGGAGGAAGCUUGAAGGAUUUGUUGGAAAAUGUAAUUUGUAUCCCUGAAAAGCAGCUUGCGAGAAUUGCAAAAAAAGUUUUGGAAUGCUUACUUCUUUUUAGAGGAUUUUUGGUAUUUUUAAGAAAAAAUUAUUAAAUUAUUUUAUUUAAAUUAAUUAUAAUGAAUUUUAAUUGAGAGAUUUAGUAUAUUUUCAUAAAAAGAAUCGAUAUUUAGGGACUAUUUCAGCAAGCCAAAUCCUCUUCACCAAAACUGGCUCAAUUCGUCUUGGUCCUUGUCUGUCCCAAAGACUUGAAACAACAAUAACAUUAAUUACUUAUAGGAAGUCCGCUGUGCUCUUGCAGACACUAAUCGAACUCCUAUAGCGCUCUAGCAUUAAUUCAGACUUGAAAAUUAAAAAAAUCGAAAUUUCUGGUCGCUUGUCGGCCAUGAUGAAAAUUAGAAGAUCGGAUAAAAGUUGCCCCAAUUGGUCUAGUGGGGGUAUUUUAAGUAGUGCUUUAAUCUCGUCCCAACUUUCAUCAUUUAAUUCAUGACUAUAAACAACUACCUUUUCAGAAUCCUCCGAUGUCUUUUCUCUAGGCAUAAUUGUCCUCUCUGCCCUUUGUAGUGAUUUUGAAGUUUUAGAGCCCAAAACCUGCUGUAUUUUUCAUUCAAUCCCUCACAAUCCUCUCUUAAGCAGAUUUUCCCCACAAGUGAAGCUAUUUUUGUGCCAAACCUUGCAAAUUGAUGAAAGAUCUCGGCCUUCUUCUCAAGAAUUAUUAGCCCAAGAAUGGCUUGAACUUGUAGAAUACCCAGGACCUUUGGUACAAAUUCAAGACUUAAUCAAUAUAAAUUCUCCUAUGGGAAACAGAGAGUAUUGGGAAGCGGCUGACGCACAGCUAGAUAGGUUAUGUGAAGCCUUGAAGGUUGUAAUUGUAGGGCAGGGAUAUGGGAAGCCUGCUGAGGUAGCAAUAGAACAGCUAGCUGAUGAGCUUGAAAUUCCUGUACAGACAGUAGCAGAAAAAAUACAUAAAGUUUAUGAAGAAAUAUAG